This is a messenger RNA of Microthlaspi erraticum, 318 nucleotides long. The record is from the annotation of a GenBank genome assembly. NCBI's taxonomy places the organism in Eukaryota, Viridiplantae, Streptophyta, Magnoliopsida, Brassicales, Brassicaceae.
AUGGAGAGAUCGAAGAGGAAGAAGACUGGAGAAGGAGCAAAUCAGAGAGUAGCGUUUUACAAGCUUUUCACGUUUGCCGAUCGAUACGACAUCGUUCUAAUGGUGGCCGGGACCAUCUCCGUCGUGGCCAACGGCCUAACUCAGCCGAUUGUGGCAGUACUGAUAGGCCAGAUCAUUAACGUGUUUGGCUUCUCUGAUCAAGAUCACUUGGUCUCAAAGGUUUCUGUGAAGUUUCUUUACCUUGCGGUCUACGCUGGUGUUAUGUCUUUCCUGCAGAGUCUAUUGUUGGAUGGUAACUGGAGAGCGCCAAUCCGCUAG